This is a messenger RNA of Myxocyprinus asiaticus (Chinese sucker), 3851 nucleotides long. RefSeq names its product palmitoyltransferase ZDHHC8B-like. Bases 713 to 2710 code for a protein of 665 amino acids. Gene Ontology annotation, molecular function: palmitoyltransferase activity. Lineage: Eukaryota; Metazoa; Chordata; Actinopteri; Cypriniformes; Catostomidae. The record is from RefSeq and is a predicted model, not a curated record. Gene Ontology annotation, biological process: protein palmitoylation. The transcript has 11 exons.
UCUCAUCUUUAUCAGUCACAAGUAUAGACAAACACAAUGUAAUUAAGAUAACACACAAUUAUAAUCUUUCAUGUCUUUAUUGAACACAUCCCUUUAAACAUUCACAGUGCUGUGGAAAUAGUAAGUGAACCCUUGGAUUUAAUAACUGGCUGAUCGUCCUUUGGCAACAAUAACCUCAAACCAAAUAGCUGCGGAUUCAACCUGCACAACGGUUUUUUUUCUGGACCAUUCUUCCUUACAGAACUGCUUCAGCUCAGACAUAUUCUUAGGAUGUCUGGUGUGAACGGCUCUCUUGAGGUCAUUCCACAGCAUCUCUAUUGGGUUAAGGUCUGGGCUCUGACUGGGACACUCCAAAAGGUGGAUUUUCUUUUUGUGAAGUCAUUCUGUAGUGGAUUUAAUUCGAUGAUUAGGGUCAUUGUCCUGCUGCAUCACCCAACUUCUACUGAUCUUCAGCUGGCACACAGCAACCCUGACAUUAUCCUGUAGGAUAUCUUGAUAAACUUGGGAAUUAAUUUUACCCUCGAUGAUGGCAAGCGGUCCAGGCCCUGAAGCAGCAAAGCAGCCCCAAAUCAUGAUGCUCCCUCCACCGUACUUCACCGUUGGGAUGAUGUUUUCAUGUUGUAUGACGAUGAAGGACUGUUGUGUGUCUCAUGGAAUCAGCUUGAUUGAUAGAUUUGUGGAUUGAUUGAUUGAUGGCUGAUGAGGCUCCAGGAUGCGCGGGAGCAGCGCUUUUAUCCCGGUGUCCACUGCUGCUGCUCUGCUGGUCACUGCAUCCACACUCUUCUUCGUCUUCACGUGUCCUUGGCUCGCUGAGCAUGUGUCUCUCGCUUUCCCACCAUGCGUCGGAAUCGUGUUCCUCUUUGUUAUGGCAAACUUCACCAUGGCAACGUUCAUGGAUGCCGGCGUGUUCCCAAGAGCUCAUGAAGACGAGGAUAAAGAAGAUGAUAUCCGUGCUCCGCUCCAUAAGAAUGUGGAGGUGAGAGGCGUGCAGGUGCGCAUGAAGUGGUGCGCUUCCUGUCACUUCUACCGGCCGCCCAGAUGUUCACACUGCAGCGUGUGUGACCAAUGUGUCGAGGAUUUUGAUCAUCAUUGUCCAUGGGUGAACAAUUGCAUCGGAAGGCGGAACUAUCGUUUCUUCUUCCUGUUCCUCCUCUCGCUCACUCUUCACAUGGUCGGUGUUUUCUCCGGCGGUCUUCUGUAUGUCCUCGAUCAUCUGGAGAACUUGUGGGAGCUGCAUGCUGCUGUCACGUUGGCGGUCAUGAGCGUCUCAGGUUUGUUUUUUAUUCCGAUCUUCGGUCUGGCCUGCUUCCAUCUGGUGCUCGUGGCACGAGGUCGCACAACUAAUGAACAGGUUACUGGAAAGUUCCAAGGAGGAGUCAAUCCAUUUACCCGUGGCUGCUGUGGCAAUGUGCAGUUUGUGCUUUUCAGUCCCAUCACUCCAAGAUACGUGGAGAAAUUUAGCGACCGAUUGCCGGUUCGCAUACAGCCUCCUUUCCAACGGCCAGAGUCUCAUAAACUGACCCCUGGGAAGAGUGCAGACGACAGCGUCCAGAACCAAAUACUGCCAGUGAUGUCUAUAGAUGAAGUGGAUGUUCCUGACAGUAAACGAUUGAACGCUCCACAGCCGCUGUCCCCGGAUCCAGUCCUGCUCAAGAACCAUCUAGCUGCUUUGGAAGAGAGUUUGCUCCAUUCCCGGACUGUGAUGCCUUCAGGACGCAAUAUAAAUAAACUUCACACUUCACAAUCGCCCACCAGAGUGCUGGACCAGGCUCCCAGAGAUCAGAUUGGGAAGAGAAAUUCUCCGCUGGUAUCUCAAGAUAUGGUGUCUGAACCGAGUCUGAUACAGUCUGAGAAUCAGACCACCGUCUCGACACACCUGCAGUCCAGCGCGCUCCCCGUGAACUCUCUGACUCUCAGUUUCCACUCGCUGAGUCUUAAACACGCCAACCGCCUGCGUACGGGAACUCUGGGUCCCCAUCCGACCCUCAGCAGCCGAGCGAGCAGCCUGUCAUAUGACAGUCUGCUGCGGCCGGGCGAGGUCGUCCAGCGAGGGGUGCUUGGUGUGGCAUACCAGACACCGUUCCUGCCCGUGGAUCCCGGUCUGUCCAGGGGUCUCGUCGACGUGCAGCGGAUUCCAGCACAUAACUGCAGCCCGGUGUUCAUGAACAUCAGCCGACAUUCUCCACAAAACCGUGAGCCGUCGCCCGUUCACUACGACAGCCUCCCCAAACCGGUAAUGAGCUCCAUUCAGGAGCGGCGAGAACCAGAUGACAAAGACAAGCCAGCACCGGGUUUCCCACAGGUGUCGCUCGCUCUCGGGACAGACACCAAUAUCUACGACACGCCUAGCAGACGCAGCCUGCCACAUGAAUUCCGGGGCCCUUUGUCUCACGGUCCCAUCCCACCGGCAUAUGGCUCGCGGGAGUUUCUCUUGAGCAGCGUGGCGUACGGUUAUGGCAGCAGAACUCAUCUCUCCUCCUCUUCAUCUUCCUCGCUCACCCGUGCUCCCAGGACCGCCAGCUUGCCCCUUCACUUCAACGCAGGGCUGCAGGGACGCUCGCUCUCGCCGUCUGUCUAUCACUCACUGGAACACCAGUCGCAGCUUUCACCCUCCAUUCCCGUCUGCUCUUCUGACUUCCUCCAACGGACAGCAGAAAGCGCUGGCAUUCAUCGCAACCUCAGAGAGCACAGACCUGAACCCAAACGUUGAGUCUUGAUUCCUAAAAAAUGUGUGUGUGAGUCAGGGGCAGAGCCAGGAGUUGGGUGGCCGGGCAGGGGCCAGCGAUCAGUCUGUGGUGGCACAGAAAUUUUUGGGCAGCAUUUUCAUAUAGUCGGACGGGGGUGGUUGCAAUGGGGUGGCCAGGCUUCGGUCCAUGGUUGCCACGGCCACCCCUAGCCACCCCCUAGCCCCGACACUGAUGUGAGUGUGUGUGUGUGUGUGUGUGUGUGUGUGUGUGUGUGUGUGUGUGUGUAACUAUUUAAAGACAAGGGUUCCUACGGUCGUGGACAACCUGGAAAUAUCAAGGAAUUUUCUCAAUUUUUUGGAAAGUACUUAUUAGAUUUAAGAUUUUUGCUUUGCUUGGCUGCGGUGUGAGGGACAAAAAUAUAUCCAGCCACAUAAAAUGACUUUAUAAUCGCUGUUUUGUAGCUUUUAGUACAUGUCUGUAGCUUUAAGAUCAUCUGUAUGCUCGUGUAUGCCUAAAAGUUGACAGUACCUCUUCCAGAAAAGCAGAAUAAAAAUAUUGAUGACUCAUCCUGCACUACACAGAUUUUUGCCCAAUCAAAUACUCUCUAGAACAGAAUGUCCCUCACCCUAAUACCACUAAUUAAUAUCAAUUUUAAAAAAUGACAUACAUUAACACAGGAAAGAAAUCCGUUAGGACUAAUAAACAAACGUUACAUCAGGACUUUUGAAAUCAUCCUUACGCCACUGUAAAUUUCUAUAGUGAAUCUACAUUUUUCUAGUUAUGCUCAGCUCUAAAAUAUUUCAGCACUCAUUGCUUUUUGUGUAUGCAGUCUCUGCAAAUAAAAUAAUUUUUACAGAAAGUAUCCAAUAAUCAUGAACGAAUGGAAAUUAAUUUGUCAAUAAGUGUAGAAACCCUGUAAGAGAUUUUUGUAGCUUUUUGUGGUUUUACAAGAUUAUAUUCUAUAUUUGUUGUGUUCUAUGAGCAAAGAGAAUAUAUGAAUGCACUGAAAGAGCUUCGUUCUGUGCUUUUAUUAAAAGACAUAGUUAUUUCAAUGAAUGAAUGAAUUAUACUUAUUAUAAUGUUUGUCUAAGUGUUAUUAUGGUAAGUGUAGCAGUACUGUGUUUUAUAAUUUGUUUAUUAGUUAAUAAAGUUUGUUUUCUUUAA